This is a messenger RNA of Cercocebus atys (sooty mangabey), 2325 nucleotides long. It is a transcript of the gene PIP, whose product is annotated as prolactin-induced protein. Gene Ontology annotation, molecular function: aspartic-type endopeptidase activity. NCBI's taxonomy places the organism in Eukaryota, Metazoa, Chordata, Mammalia, Primates, Cercopithecidae. The record is from RefSeq and is a predicted model, not a curated record. Gene Ontology annotation, biological process: proteolysis; regulation of immune system process. Gene Ontology annotation, cellular component: extracellular region. The coding region runs from base 1696 to 2178 and encodes 160 amino acids. The transcript is spliced from 3 exons.
UUGAAGGAUUGUAGGUAUUGCAGUUUCCUGCUGGCUCACAGAAGAACAACCUCAUUACCUUCAAUAGAUGCUCUUAACCGAUUGUCAUCUGCCUUCCUCUGAACACUGCCUUUUGGGAGUGCUGGAGUUACAUCCUCAAGGACAGGGCUAUGCCUUCAAAGAGCCCAGCAAAGAACUUUUCCUGCAUUUUCCCACACAGACACUUCCUAGAUUCUUCUGCCUUAUGCCUGCCUUGGUCAGUCUAGCUAGUGUGUGCUUCAAAUGGAAAUUAUUCAAGUGAGAAGGACCAGGUGUAAAGACAAUUUAAAUGUGGGAAAAGGCUUGCAAAGGAAGGUCACUGUGACCCUCGCGAGCACUGUUCUUGAGUGGAUAGGGCAUAAACAGGGAAGAAAGCCUGCGAUCAUGAGAACAGCUGAAGUUUUAAGUGAGCAAUGACAUGAAUGGUGUCCAAUUCAAAGGAAAGAGAAAGUAGAUGCAGGAGAGAUACAUACAGAAAGCAGAAGCACACACUUACACUUUAGCUCUGAAUCCUGGCUAAAGCAACAUACAGAGGCGGUAACUCCUAGAACUUUGAUUUUCACUCUCUUACCAGAGAGGCUCUUCCUGGGCAGCUGUCUACCAUGCAAAGAAUAGAAACAAAUCCCAUAGUGUUGCAAGCUACAGGUUAAGGAACAGAUUUAAUUUCAUAAGGAGAAAUAGCACAAUGCCAGUGUCAGCAAGAGCAAGUCUCCCCAUCAUCCCAAGGACAGGAAUUCUACAACCUGGGUAUCUACUGGACAUAAUGUGGGCUCCAUUCUUACAGAAGGAGUCCUUUCCACUGUGGGUCUUCCUAUGUGGCUUACGCAUGAGACAAGUGUAAGAAAGUGGCCAUGUCGAUAAGAAAAUGAGCCAGCUCUUUGGUGCCAAGAAGUCUGAUUUGGGGGUGCCAGCUAUUUAUAGGAAUUGUCUAGAAUUAAAAUGUCACCCUGCCUUGGGGGUUGUGGGGCAGCUGGGGAUCUUGGGCAUCUGCAGUAUAUUGCAACCACACCUGAAAUUAAGAAGAACUCAAUGAUAAUAAACAUCUUUACGUCACCCAGUGUCUUGAACUUACUUCCCCAUUAUGCGGAGCAGCUCAGGUCUUCCCUAGCUCUUCCACCUCAUGAUGGGUAGUGACUGCUAGGGAAGUCUUGAUCAUCCUAGCUCCCCAAGAAAUGUUCUGAAUAGCAUUGCAUCUUGAGCUCACUAUAAUUUGAUCAAGCAAAGAUGUUCUAUGCCUGUGGUCUGAAACCUGCCACCACAGCUGGAUUCUCUGCUUUCAGAGACCAGGGGAGCAGUGACUGAAGCUCAGACUACACACAGCACUUCAGACAAACAAAUUAGGAGGGAAAAGAAAACUGAAUCUGUAAACUCGGGAAAAACUGGUGUAUCUUUUGAGGUCCCAGCCAUUUUGAGAAACUCUGACACUGAAAAAAUAAGGAAGAACAAUCUAACUCCUCUCUCAAACGCUGCCAUUCUAGCUGAGUGUUGAUUUUUUCUUAGAAAAACAAACUUUGGGUCAACAAGGAAAGAUCACGAGGUGGGAGGGUGAGUGGGUGAUUCACCUCAUGGAUCUCCCUGGCAGCUCUUGUACUUCCUUGAUCAAUCUGUAUAUAAGAAGUGUGCUAGGCACCUGGGACACCACUUCUCGGGGACACAUCGCCUUCUGUUUUCUCCAGCAUGCGCUUGCUCCAGUUCCUGUUCAGGGCCAGCCCUGCCACCCUGCUCCUGGUUCUCUGCCUGCAUUUGGGGGCCAACAAAGCUCAGGAAAACACUCGGAGGAUCAUAAUACAGAAUUUUGAGAUCCCCACGACAGCAAAUCGAGAUGAGGAAGUCACUGCAGUGCUUCAAGUUAAAACAGAAUUGAAAGAAUGCAUGGUGGCUAAAGUUUACCUCACUAGUGACGUCCCUGUGGAAGGUACAUUUAACUACAAGUAUACUCGCUGCCUAUGUGACGAUUAUCCAAAUACCUACUACUGGGACUUUCAUACGAACAGUAAGUACAGAAGUUGUCCAAGGAAGGAACUACCCACCAGCCACCAGGGAGGAGAAACUAUAAACAGAAACAUGACAGCAAAACCGAGCAGGACUAGGACCUCAGGGCAGAAGGACAGAGGGGAGGGAGGGAAGAGCAUGGGGAAAGCAGAUAGGGAAGGCACCUAGGUUCUAAGACAGAGGCACUGUGUGCAAAAAGUUGAUACGGGAGACAAAUUUGCAACGGAUUUGGGGAAACUGAACCCCAGGAGGCAGAUGCCUGAUAUGAGUAGAAAAGACAGGACAUGGCUGGGGUGUCUGAGAGAUUAUCUCUGU